Durusdinium trenchii is the source of this 2094-nucleotide messenger RNA. The record is from the annotation of a GenBank genome assembly. Lineage: Eukaryota; Dinophyceae; Suessiales; Symbiodiniaceae.
AUGCGGACGCGGGCCUUGCUGUGUGGGCACGCUUGGCAUUGUUCAGUGCGAUGGCGGGGAUGGAUCGCUUGCAGAUGGAGCUCUGGCUCUCGUUCUGCGAACGAACCCAAUGCCUCCCUGAUGUCGCCGUGUACCUUCCUGGACACUCGGUGUGGGCACAGCGAACAGCACCCUUCGUUUACGCCAUCCGUGUGUGACGUGAACGAUUUGAUGGUGCUGAGCCCGGCGGAGCAGCGGCAAGCAAGCCAACGCUUCUGGAACUUCUUGAUCACUGAUGAGAUAAGCCGUGAGAACUUUUCACAGCGGAACAUCCCACUCUUUAUGUUGCAGCCUGAGAUGGCCGAAGGUUAUCACGAGCACCUCAUGGCAGCAACUGAAGACACCUUUGCUAGCGAUCAGAAUGUGCAGCAUUUGCAAGUGCUGGUGCCCUUUUUGUCCGGAAUGCCGCUGGACGAUCGGGAGUCAAGAGAAGCGUUCGAGGAGCUGUCAUCUUUGGCCUUUUCCUUCCUCGAGUCUCACUACGCCGAGCCCUUGGCAUCCUACCGUCGCGCCCGCCAGCUGGCAGACCUGCGCUCGCCCGAGCGGUGGUUCGACCGCGGGGGGUCGCGCCGGUGGCAUUUGCACUUGGGAGUCACGAACAGUGGCAAGACUCAUCAUGCACUGCAGGAGUUGUUCGCCGCCCCAUCUGGGCUGUAUAUGGCUCCGUUGCGGCUGUUGGCUUGGGAGAUCUUCCAGAAGCUGCGCGCAGCGGGUGUGCGCUGUGCUUUGCUCACAGGGCAGGAGCGUUUGGGGCCCGACGAUGCCACUCAUGUGGCUUGCACCGUUGAGAUGGCGCCACUGACGAGACACUGGCAGGUGGCGGUUUUGGAUGAAGUUCAACUGGUCACCGAUGCCAAUCGUGGCUUCGCUUGGACCAGGGCCCUGUUGGGGGUCAACGCACGGCAGCUGCACCUCUGUGGUGCUCAUGAGCCCGCCACGCUUGAGAAUCUUUUGCAUGAUUUGGCAGCGUCUUGUGGUGACACCGUUCGCACGGUGGAACAUUUCAAGCAGCGGCUGGUACCGCUGCAGUUGCAAGAUGACCCCGUCGCGGACUUCUCAGCACUACAGGACGGUGACUGCCUGGUCUGCUUCACAAGGGCCGAGGUUCUGAAUGCCAAAGCUCAGCUCGAAGCAUUGGGCAAGCGGCCCUGUGUGGUCUACGGCUCGCUGCCACCGGAAGUGCGGCAAGAGCAGGCGUUACUGUUCAACGACCCCAACAGCGGUUACGACGUCCUGGUGGCCUCGGACGCCAUUGCCUUGGGAUUAAACCUGCAGAUUCGUCGGAUGUUGUUUCGCUCCACCUGGAAGUUCGACGGCUCGGAAUACCGGCAGCUCAGUGGCCCCGAGCUACGGCAGUUGGCCGGGCGAGCAGGGCGCUUUGGGCAGGGCUAUGGUCACGGCCUGGUGGCCUGCUGCAGAGGUGAUGACCUGGCAAUUCUCCGGGAAGCUCUUGAGGCGAAGCCACAAGGCGAUGAGAUGGCAAGGGCGGCGUUGCUGCCCUUACCGGAACAGCUGGAGCUCUUCGGACAGUGUUUGGAAGAAGACCUCCAACGAGGACCUCUUCCCUUCGCCUUGCUGGUGGAGCGCUUCCUAUCAAUUGCCGAUGUUUCGCCACGCUAUUUCUUGGCGCAAGCCAAGAGUUUGAUUGCCCUAGCGCACUUCUUGGAGGAGGUGAGCAUGCCUCAUCGGGAGAAGUUUGUCUUUUGCCAAGCGCCCGUCACGCUCAGCGACGUGGCGCCCUUGAGCGCGCUUCAGCACUUUGCGUGCGCCUAUGCGCUGCGGAAGACGGUGCCCUUCCCCUACGCCGUGGGCGACACGGAAGCCGUCACCACACGUCAGAUCUUAGAGCUGGAGGCUUUGCACAAAGUGUGUGAUGCCUACCUUUGGUUGGCCAGCCGCUUUCCGGACGCCUUUGUAGACGUGAAGCUGGCGGACCAGGCACGGGCCAUGGUCGCCCAGCGUAUUGGCCAAGCACUCCGGCGACCCCUGGGAGAGGAUAGUACCUUUGGAGAGGCGGAGAUGUGGAGACACGGGGGCGAAAGACUCCUGGAGUGA